This is a messenger RNA of Bradysia coprophila, 3761 nucleotides long. RefSeq lists its product as uncharacterized. Gene Ontology annotation, biological process: regulation of DNA-templated transcription; cell migration; negative regulation of organ growth. Gene Ontology annotation, molecular function: kinase binding; ubiquitin binding; molecular adaptor activity. NCBI's taxonomy places the organism in Eukaryota, Metazoa, Arthropoda, Insecta, Diptera, Sciaridae. The record is from RefSeq and is a predicted model, not a curated record. Gene Ontology annotation, cellular component: cytoplasm.
UGAUGUGCGCCAUAAGUUAUGCAAUACACACAUACCGAAAACGAAAAAUGGCUGAAUAUCACCAAGAAUCAAAAUAUCCUCCUGGUUGGGACUGUAAAUACGACACAAAUACUGGAAAAUGUUACUACAUUAACUACUUGACGAAAGCAAUGCAGCUUGAAGAUCCCAGAAUACGCUAUCGUCAGCUCCAGAAUGAACGAGCGUCCAAUGAAUCGAUCCCCAUGCAGCCAAUGCAUGGAUCACCCUAUCAUGUAUACCCCACCAAUAAUUACCCCGCAGUCCAAGCAUUCCAAGGUCCGUCAACAACAUCAAUACAUAAUAAGUCAUCCAGUCCACUGCUAGCCACCAAAAUACAUCAAAUGGAAAUGUCUCCGGUUAUGAGACACGGUAGCAUCACCAGUCAUACACCGCGGAUGAUGAGCCAACUGGCCAAGCAACAUAUUCAACAGCAGCAGCAAGAAACGUCGUUCAUAACGCAGGCCGAGACGGACGCUGCCGUUACGAAGAUCAAUACGAUGUUUCCGACAGCAAGUGAACCUCACAUUCGUUUACUGUUGAAGAAAUACUACAAUCGUGAAGCUGUAGUUAUCAGUGCUUUGCAAGUCGAAAAACAUCCGGUCACAACGCCUGGACCAUUUUCAACGCCGCCACCACCAGGUAGGCAUAAUAUGACACAAAUGGGUGUGAAUUCGUUGAUGUCGAUGACACCACCACUGGGACGAUUCGACGUUGCGUCACGAACUGGCAGUCCGAUACCGAGACCGAGCAGCUGUGCGAGUGGAAGCUAUGGAUCGCCACGAGUCGGUGAAGGUAUUCGCAGUUCGCCGAAGCCUCACUCGUCGCCGAAAAUGAAAUUGAGAUAUCUGAAAAGCAUCUUCCCAAAAGCCGAAGAGACUCUCUUGUUGGACAUUCUGGCCAAUGCUGACAAUAAUGUCCAAAUUGCAUCGGAAAAACUACUGGCCAUGGGCUACGAGAAACGUGACACCACUGCUCCGAAGCUGACCAAUCGAAACAAGGAGGAACAGGUGAUGAAAGACCGGAAAAUUGCGGAAAAUACACCACCGCCCGUACCGAAGAUUCGGACCAACGACGAGAAGAACAAAAUAAAAAUGCAACUCCAAGCCCAGUACAGUGACGUUGCUGAACGGAUCAUCGUAAUGGCACUGGAGAGCGUUGACUAUUCGGUGGAUAGAGCAUGCCAGAUCCUACAAAUUGUCAUGCAGGAUGAUAAAUCUGGUGUGAAAACCGAAAAGGUUUGCGUUGCAGAAGAGGCUUCCGUUGAUAACAAAUCCGCCAAACAUCAAAGCCGAAGUGAUAUCGCUUCAUCAUCAUCAACAUCAUCCCUUAAAUCACCUUCAUCAGCACAAGCAGUUAAAUCAAAAAUACGUCCAGACGAUUCGGUUAAUAACAUACAUGAUGCAACCACCAAAACAAUUUCAUCGUCCACAUCUCCCGAUACCACCGUUGAAUCAUUGCCGUCCGAUGAACCAGCCACCAUCACCGACAUGUCCAUCAGCAAAAAGUCUAAACGCAGUCGAUCGAAGGCUAGAUCCGAUCAUUUGAAGUCGUCAAUUGUUUUCAGAUCAUCACCGGACGAAGAAUGCGAUGGGACACCGCAUGCAAAGGAUGUCAUCAGUCCGACGGCCGUCAAUCGGAAUACCGAAUUCAAAUCGGUUCUAGAUCGGGUUCGAUCGGGUGGACCGAAUACGGAACUGUACCGUGGACCGAAUGACGACAUAUUGCUUGUUGACUACAUUACAUGGAAUGGUCCGAAUCCUGACCUGUGCGCUGGUACAAGGAAUCUAGCAAUCGGUUCGGAUCCAUCGUUGCGAACUGCCCGUACAGUGGUGGCAAAUGGACCGAAUCAUGACCUGUACACUGGUUCCAAAGGGCUGGCAAAGGGAAGUAUUUAUUCGCAGAUUAAUCGGCCGAUGGCUAACGUUAAGUGUAACUAGGUUAGACACUAAGACGCACGUUUUUAGAUUUAAAUUUUUUUCUCGAUUUAAGGGCAACACAUUUUUGUUCAUUCAAUGUAAAGUUCCGAUAUCCGUAAUGGUUCAAGGUCAGAUUUUCCCGUUAGUUUGACUUUCUAAAUUGAAUUCUGAACAUUCCACUGUGCCAACAAUAUUCCCUUGUACUAAAUUCAAUUUUCAAAAUUAUAUUAGUUCGAACGCAUUCCUUAAUUGUUGUAAUUUGUAGUUCCAUUUUGAAAUUUCGACGCAACGACGAUGAAGGGAAACAUUAAAUGUGAAGAUUAUAUUCCCGUUGUAUUCGUACACCGCACCGUUCGCCUAUUGAGUCAUGAGUCAUUUCCCUUUUCCUUCAACAGACUAGAAAAGCAAAAAGUUUUAUUCCUGCUCCGUUCGAAAGCAGUUAGAAACCUGUUGGGCAACACUGUUGAUAUAUUGUUUAAACAUCUCUCAGUGCUGCUAGCCAAAUCCCUUUCAAAUGACCAAACUGUAUACGAUUACAUACGAUGCACAACAACGGAAUAAUUCCCAUUAUACAUUUGAAACAGUGAUGCUGGUGGGCUACGGAAUUUAUUCAGAGAUGGCGUUGGUUGUUUCAUUGAUACAGCGACGUGUUUCUCAUCGACGCAAUUUCAAUUUUUAUUUGAUUGAUAGGUAGAAAUAGCUAUUUCGUAGGCUACGAUGAGAAAAGCUGAGCGUCUGUCGGGAAAAUAUUUCUCAAAAGAUAACUGUCAUAACUGUCGAACUUCACACCUUUUAAAGUACCGGUUGCGCCAUAAUUAUGAGCAGUCUUUUUUGUCGCAUUUAAAAUAAAUAAAGUUUUAAAGUACUAGAUUUGUACUUUCAUCAGCACGAAAGCGCUUCGACUCGUACUUUAGUACUUACCUCUCAUCAGCGCUUCAAAAUACCUGUACAUUCCAUUUUAGACCAACGCAUUCCUAGCAGUAAACUAGACUUGCCAGAUGAUAAAAUGAAGAGAGUUAUGCACUGACCGUCACAAAAAGACAUUUCCCAAAUAACAAAUUUUCGGAGCAUGCAUAUCUCUCCUCAAAUAUGUGAUCGAAAUCGUACAUAUUCAUUAAGCAAAAUCUCCACUCAAAUAUUACACUUAGAUUGACAUUAGUCUAGUCUAGUUUACUGCUAGAAGAGUGCAGUGGUGAGUCCGUCCCCGAUUUUUUAAGUUUACUGACAUCGAUCGAGCUGUCGUCGAAUAAAUUAGCAAAUUAUUUUCCUCGUGUCUAAGUAAGAAGUUAAGAAUUGUUUCACCAUAUUAAAAAGUUAAUCGUCCAAAACAUUUUGAAUAUUUGUAAAAGAAAAGAUUGUAAUCGACUAAAUCAAUAAGAGUAGUGAGAGAAUACACUAAAACGAUACAACAGAAAAAUAUAUUUUCGUAAAAAAAAGACAAGAAAAUCGAUAACAGAUCACUAAAUCACUUACACUAAAUCACUCGUAGCCACAUAGACUAGCAGUAAAACAGAGAGUUAAAAAAAAUAUUUUAAUUUUAAGAUGACAUUUAACUUCCGUAGAGGCUACACGACAUAUUACCAUUACUACAACACAAGAAUGUUAUAUUUGCACAUAGACUUUAAACCAAAAAUCAACUCACUCAACAACUAAAAACUUUAAUUUGAAGUUACCUGAAAAUAAUUUUAAUAAAAAAAGACAAAAAAAAUAUAUUUCAAAUUUGUGUAGUGUUAUAGACAACCACCAGAUGGCGAUUUUGUCUAAUCUUUUUGGUAUACAGCGUCAGUGUGACUGAAAAAAGACUUUCUUUUGCACGAACACAGCGAC